AACAAAUUUGAUGACACCAUGGUAUUAUUGAUGUCUUGUUGUUGUUGGGAUGAUGUUUGGAAAGGCAGUUUUGCCUGCGGCAUUUACACUUUGAUUUAUUAUGGCUUCUCAGCAUUAAUUGGCAUAAUGGGUCUUAUCGAUGAAUGGGACUUUAUUCUGGGUAAGCGAGAGAAACCCCGUGGGGAGACUAUAAUUGAAAAAGGUGACAUAACAAAAACGCAUGUGGUAUUUAAUAUUAUAACGUUGACAGUUUCAAUGGGAUUACUAUUUUCAGCAGUAUUGUUAAUAUUUGGCUUGAAGAGGAAAAAACGCGAACUUCUAUUGCCAUGGAUUCUGAUGAUGGUCACCGACAUAAUUGUGGAGUGUUUUUACAUUGGUUAUUUUUUGAUAUAUCGCAGUGUGACAUUUGACCCAGUAAAUGGUUUCAUUUUCACGUUAAUUCUAUUCAUAACUACAUUAAAUGUUUAUUGUAUUUUGUGUGUGAUAUCGCAAUAUCAAUUGUAUCGCAUUAGAGAAUGUCUAGGUGGACCUCAGUUAGCCGAUUAG
Molecule: messenger RNA, 546 nt
Organism: Musca vetustissima
Lineage: Eukaryota; Metazoa; Arthropoda; Insecta; Diptera; Muscidae
Exons: 6
Coding region: 19-546 (175 amino acids)
Source: RefSeq, a predicted model, not a curated record